CGGCCGCGGGGAGGGAGGAGGAUGACGGCCCCGCUGAUGAAGUGGAGGAGAGGACUGGAGGAGUUGCGAGGUGCCGUUCCUGACGCUCACCGGCCCACAAGUGGAAACCAGUUGCUCUCCCGGAAACAUGCACUGCAGGAGUGUGUGCUGUCACCGCUGGUCAUCCGAGGAGAGGCUGGAUGGGAAAACUGUCCUCAUCACUGGAGCCAACACUGGGAUUGGCAAAGAAACUGCCCGAGACCUGGCGAGGAGAGGUGCACGUGUCAUCAUGGCGUGCAGAGACCUGGAGAGGGCGGAGGAGGCACGGAACGAUAUUAUGGAGGACACGGGAAAUGAGAAUCUGGCCAUCAGGAAACUGGAUCUGUCUGAUACCAAGUCCAUCAGGGCCUUUGCUGAGAUUAUCAACAAAGAAGAGAAACAAGUGAAUAUCCUUAUAAACAAUGCAGGCAUUAUGAUGUGUCCCUACUCCAAGACAGCCGAUGGGUUUGAAAUGCAGCUGGGAGUCAACCAUUUGGGUCAUUUCCUCUUGACCCACCUGCUGUUGGACCUCAUCAAGCGGUCGGCUCCGGCUCGUAUCGUCGUGGUGGCGUCAGUGGCUCACACCUGGACUGGGCUGCAGCUGGAUGACAUUAACAGUGAAACUAGUUACGAUACCAUGAAGGCCUACGGACAGAGCAAACUAGCGAACGUCCUCUUUGCACGCCAUCUUGCUCGCCAGUUACAAGAUACAGGGGUCAGCGUGUUCUCCCUCCACCCGGGGGUGGUGCAGUCUGACCUGUGGAGGCACCAACACCAGUGCAUCCAGGUGGCAGUGAAAAUCUUCAGGGUUUUCACCAAGACGACAGUGGAGGGGGCGCAGACCACCAUCUACUGUGCGGUGGAGCCCGGCCUGGAGCGCCUGAGCGGCGGUUACUUCAGUGACUGUGCUCCGGCUCGCUGCUCGAGGGCUGCUGCUGAUGAUGACUUGGCCCAUAAGCUGUGGGAGGUCAGCUGCACCAUGCUCGGCAUCACCUGGCAGUGAAUGAAGGAUCAAGCUGUACUCUCCGUGUAAACACCACCGAUCUAAAGCACUCUCCAGCACUUUCUCUAGAGCCAUUAACAUUGUGAAUAUGGUCUGUUUUAUCACUUGAAGUGCGGUAGGGUCCGAAAGUAACUGGACUACUCCAAACUUCAUCCUUUUUUAUACAUAUUAAAACAAACCAUAUGUUUUUUUUUCUUUAGGAUUCAGUAUUAGACAUAUUUCAUUAUGUCAAAGGAAUAGUUUAUGAGUAUUAUCUUUUCACUGUAUUUGUACUAACCGAUGAGGGCAUUUUCUGUUUAGUUGUUUUUUUGUCGAGAGCAGAUGGAGCUCCUUUGUGAAGGUACGUUAAUUAGCAUAAUCUCACACUCGGUGAAAAUAAACCGAGGUGUCAAAAUUAUGUCAUAACUGCCAUAGACUUUCACUUGACACGUUCUCAGUCAGAGCAGACUGCAUUUGAUUCAGUCUGGGUAGAGUCCCUCGUAUCAGUGUUUUUAUAAAAAAUGCAGUCAGUUUCCCAGCGUGAAAUUCACUAAAGAGGCUCCCUUAUACUGUCACGACUAAAAUAGAUGUUUUAUGUUUUUGGGGUAAAUUUUUGCAGCUGGCAAUUUUUUAAAACUGGUUCAGAAAGUUCCUUAUCAUUGUUUUGAGGCUGAAAGUCAGCGGAACUAAAUAAAAUUGAUACAAAUGUAAUUUUCCAAUAAAAAGAAAACAAAACAGUUUCAGAUUCCCCUCUGGCUUGGUGAUGAGACUAAGGACACGUCUUCUGGGUUUAAGAUUUCUCAUGACUGUCUCCUCUCCACAGAGGUCAAGCCAGUUCAGUUUGGCCGCACAGCUGUGGAGUUGUGAUUGACUGAGUCUUAGGAUGUUUCAUGGUGGAUUACAGGGUUAAAGACAACAGAUGAUAUCUAGUGGAUUCUGAUUAAGUAGAUCCUCGAUUGUAGAGAGGGUUUAGGUCAAAACCCUCCAUUGAUUAACUCAGCACUUUUUGCAACUUAUUGAAUCACAGUGUACACUUGUUGAUCUGUAAAAAACUUCAAAGUUCAAUGUUGUCAUUGAUCGGUUACAUUGAAUUUAGUUGUGUCACACAUUCUCCAGUUUCACAUGUAAUUCCUCUUAAAAUUCUCUGAUGCAGCUGGAUUAAAGUAAUACACUGCAAAUGACUGCAACACACCAAGGUUGAUGGCUGUGAUCAACAUAAGGUUAGAAAGCUCCAGCAUGCUGAGCCUUUGUCGGAGAUGUGAAAUAUGUAACAGCAUGACAUUAGAGCUCUGCUUGUUUGUCCCAUUAUCACUUGCUGUUCUCAUUUUGAUUGCUUUAGUUAAACAACGUAUCAUUUGGAAUAAAUUAAACACAGUUAAGGAAGCCAGUGGCACCGACAUAGAUGGCUGAAUUGUGUGACCUACCUCAUGGUUGAUUUACUACAGUGACGAACAUGAAAGGUAACACUGGAAUCUUGCUGUGGAGGCACCAGGUAUUAUUUUAAAGGACGACAAUGAAAUGAAAAUGACAGACUUACAACGGCUAAUGAUAAACUGAAUCACAUGAGGGACCCUUGGGACCCUAAGGAAUGUGGGAUUAGCAAGAGGAAUGGCUACAUGAAUUGAACUUUAUCCUAUUUCUAAUUAUGCCUAUAAGUACAUGUAGGUUCACGCUGAAAAAUACCCCAAAAAAUGCAUCUUUUUAAACAACAAGAUCUAACUAAGUGUCUUGUUCACCAGCAUGAUAUUGGAUUUCUGACAUUUUGUUGCCUCUUCCAUUUUAAAAAGUUUGUCAAGGCUAACGUUUGGCAUAUUGUUUUUUUGUCCAUCUCAUUAUGUUUUUUUUUCUAAUUUUGAGGCAUUUCCUUAUGUUGUUUCCUCAAUAACAAGAUUGCAUUUAAACUUCUAUUUCAGUUUUUUUUUUAACAGAUUUUUUGAUAUGAUGCUAUGCUUAUAUAUGCUUAUAAAUGUAUAUAUGCUGUUUCAAAGUAGAGGACUGGUUGGAUGUUGAGUUGUGUAUAAAAUAAAUCCUUUCAAAGUAGUUUCCUGAAAACUGUAUAAUCAGCUGGUAGUGCAGCCGCCUCGAAGCUAGAGGGUCCUGGGUUCAAUUCCUGCUGGGGACGCUGUGGGUGCUGAGUGCGUGUUUACUUCCCCCAUGACUUCAGUGCCCACACCCUGGGUGGGGUUGGUGAAAGGCCUUUCUGUGUGGAGUUUGCAUGUUCUUCCCUUAUUGCCUUGGGUAGCUAAUGUGAGCUACCCUCACAAAAACCUGGGCUAUACAUGGUCCCCUCUGGGUGCCAGAUGGGGUGGGGAGGAUCUGGCUGGAAUAACGUGAUUCCUUCCACGCGCUACGUCCGGCCAGAGAAGCCCCACCCUGUCUGGUGAGAAGAAGCGGCUGCUCACUCCUCAGGUUAAGGAGGAGACCUGAGCUCAGUGUAGGCCCUCCUGGGGUUGGCUGAGGGUGAGCAAUGCCCAGGACUGACUUAGGUAGGAGCACUGGGUGAAAAAAUUGGAAAAAAUCAGGGAUAAAAACAUAAAAAAAAAAUCAACAGCAAAAAAACAAAUGUAUAAUCACCUGACCCUCUCACUCAAUUCAUAAUGAUGUCAUUGUAAUCAAUUGUAAGUUAAAUAAUCACUGUUCUUAUUGCGGGGCGGUUAAUUGGUGACUCUAAAUUGCCCGUAGGUGUGAGUGUGAGUAUGUCUGGUUGUUUGUAUAUCUAUGUGGCCCUGUGAUGGACUGGUGACCUGUCCAGGGUGAACCCCUGCCUCUCUCCCGUAAUGAGCUGAGAUAGGCUCCAGCAGACCCCCGUGACCCUGUGAAGGAUAAAGCGGGUAUAGAAAUGGAUGGAUCGUUUUAUUGCAUCAGAUGUUGAAGAAAUACCUUUCUAGGCAAAUAAAUUGACUAUUUUUUGCAAAAAAAAGAGAAAACUGUGACGAAUGUGGUCAUUUGGUACAAAGAUUAAAAAAAAGGUUUAAGGCAAUUCAGAGAAAAAACACGUAUGACAAUAAUGGAAAUGUUAAAGCCUUACCUUAAGGUUUAAGCAUAAACAUACUAUU
Cololabis saira (Pacific saury) is the source of this 4056-nucleotide messenger RNA. RefSeq lists its product as uncharacterized. NCBI's taxonomy places the organism in Eukaryota, Metazoa, Chordata, Actinopteri, Beloniformes, Belonidae. The record is from RefSeq and is a predicted model, not a curated record. The transcript is spliced from 7 exons. Bases 128 to 1021 code for a protein of 297 amino acids.